This is a messenger RNA of Mytilus californianus (California mussel), 2210 nucleotides long. RefSeq lists its product as uncharacterized. NCBI's taxonomy places the organism in Eukaryota, Metazoa, Mollusca, Bivalvia, Mytilida, Mytilidae. Gene Ontology annotation, cellular component: Golgi apparatus. Gene Ontology annotation, molecular function: glycosyltransferase activity. The record is from RefSeq and is a predicted model, not a curated record. The transcript has 2 exons. Bases 61 to 1038 code for a protein of 325 amino acids.
UCAUGUAACGACCUCUAAAGAUCCAGUACCCGUACAAGUACCUAGACUGCAUAUCAAAGGAUGAGAAAAACAAAUUUCAAACGCUUUAUCAUAUAUUUCAUCACCAUACUAAUGCUUUUCUAUUUCAUCCGGUAUUUCGUCUUAGAUUUCCAGUCUGAAUUAAAGACAAACAGAAGAACAGUUUUAAAUAAUGAUAGCAACGUAGCUUUAGUUCUUAAGGCAACUUUACAAAUCAACGACCGUCCAGUCUUAAUAACACUUGUUAAUGAUGGUUAUCUUAAUAUGGUUGAAAGCUGGGUGUGCAAUACUAAACAUAUGGGAUUUCAUAAACAGGUGAUAAUGAUAACUACCUCAGCAAAUGCGACAGAAAAGAUCAAAGCUUUGUCACCGCAUAUAACUGUUGUUGUAUUAAAUGUGGAUAAAUCUAUGAAUGAACAUCAAGUAUAUAGCCAUGUGGGUUAUGUUAAAAUCAUGAUACUCAGAACUCAGAUACAGCUGGCUUUACUUCAGAAUGAUAUUGAAUUAUAUUCUUUUGAAUGCGACUCCGUAUUUCUGGCAAACCCAUUGCCGACUCUCAGAGGGCAUUCUGAAAAACAUGAUAUUGUGUUUAUAAGUAACUACAAGUCACCAAAGGCAAUCAAUGGUGGAUUUCUGUACCUUUUCCCAACCCCAGCAACAAAGGCAACAUUUGAACAGCUGAACAGAAUGAUGCUCAAACUUUCUGAAAAAAUAAAAUUUGAGCCAUCCAAUAAAACUAUUCCGACUUAUGAAAACGACCAAGUUUACUUGUCGAAGUUAGUUCUUGAGAAAUAUGCAGGUCUCAAAUCAAUCAUUUUGCCCUUUUCCGUAUUUCCAGAUGGCAAGUGGUAUGAAAUCUCGGAACAGAACAGAAAAUUGACAAAGCCUUAUUUAAUUCACAAUAACUGGAUAAUGGGCAACAAGGCGAAGGAAGAAAGAGCUAGAAAGUGGGGACAUUGGUUUUUGAAAGAAGAUGGUGCAUGUGAUGUUGACGCUGUUAAAAAGAUAAUUAAGUUUUAACAAUAUGAUAUUUUUAUUCACAGUGAAAAGUCUUUCAGUAUCAUUUAAAUAACCGUAAAAAGUUUUUAACUUAGUUUUAAGUAUAACGAUUUUACUUUUAGUUUAUAGAUUGUUCUCGUUUUUAUGAAACUUCACAAUUGUUAUAACCAUGAGUUCGGUAUUUUUUUUAUACUUGUUUUUGUUGAUGUCCGUAUGGUAUUUUAUAGUGUUAUCACUGUUCAUGUUUGUAAACAUAUAUACUCAAGUUUACAAACAUGACACUUCAGCACUUUUGGGGCAUAACACAAAUGUUCUUCUUGAUUUCUGUACCUAUAUUUUUAUGAAAAAUUACAUUUUUUUUCUCGUAUCACAUUGCAUAUAUAUUUAUGAAAUGAUGAAGUUGGGCAAGCUUUUUUUAACGCUAAUACAUAAAAUAUUUUGUUAGAAUUGAUGCAUGCUAUAUACUUGUGUGUUUUCAUUUUUAAUUUCUUAUGUGUGUCUGACAUUACAUUAAUAAUUAACAAGAAGGCUUAAACUCUAAACAUUUUCAUGUUUGAAUUUUUAUUCCAAUUUUAAUUGUUUUUUAAUUGUGAAUACGUUUGAAAAUUCCUCCAUGCAUAUUUUAUCAGAUUUGUCAUAGUACUUUUUGUUUAAGAGCAAUAUAAAUAGGAUAGAAAAGUUUUGUUGAAAGUAGAAUACCAUCCAGUUUUGAACGACUGGUUUAAGUUUGUCUCUCUUGAUUUAAGCUUCCAGUAGUGUCAAGUAUUUGGCACAAUUCCUUCAGGUUUGACCAAAAAGAAGAAAAUUACGAUAAGAACAAAAUGUCAUCUUUUUUAAAACUAAAUUUUGCUUAGUUUCUUUUCUUUUUUUCUUGGGUUACUCUUGAUGUGAGAUUUUAGUAGUAUGCAACAUACUUUGCAUAACUCUGGAAUAAGUGAACGGUUUUCAUGGUAAAAUGGUCUUUUAUGUUAGAAAGGAAGGAGGUAUGAAUAAAAUCUAAUUGGCUGUAAAAAUACAAAACACUUUAUUCCCUUCAAAUUCAUAAAAAAGAAUUGUUGAUAAAUUAAUAUGGUAAUACAGUAUGAUCACUUUAAUGCAUAAAUAUCAUUUUUAAUGUCACCUUAGUAUCAUUAACAUGAAUAAAUUAACGACAUUUGUAAAAAUUAAAGAUUAGCCAUAGUCCUACCCUGCAA